CAUGCUUUCAUCCUCCUGGCCGACUCCCACCCACGUUCUGCCUGUCUGGCGGUCACUUUUUUCUGCAUCAGAGUGGGAUCUAGGUUUCCAAUAGGAUCUUGCUCCGCAGCUUCUAUUUGCGUUCCACUCUUUUUUUGAGCCCAGGAAAUGAUGGAUCCCAGUCUGCUGGAAGCCGUUUGGAUAGAGGGGAUUUUUUAUUAAUGAGAAGGAGAACAUUGACUGGAAGUUGUUGAGGUGUUUUUGGAUGUUUUGCAGCGGAAUGGGCCUCAAACACAUGUGUCUGCUGCUCUGUGCGGCUUCCCUGACAGUUUCUGGAGGUUUUGGUAAAGAAGGGAACAGCGAGGCGUACGUGUGGACCAAGCAGAGCCUCCCGGUGCUGCUGGACACACACACGCAGCUUUUAAACACCCCUUUGUUCAGAGGGCAGGAGGAGGAUGAGGAGAAAGGAAGGGCAAAGACACUCUGUGGGAUAGAGUGUCAGGGCAGCCUAACACCUAUCGACCAGACUGAGCAAGAGAGGCUUCUGGGAUAUGAGACGAUGUAUGAGAACGGCACGCGCACACACACAAAUAUCAGUUUGCAGGGUUUUAAUAAGACGUCUGCAAGAACACCAGCCCAUUCACAAACAAGUACCCGGAGGAAACGACAGAUUUACGGAGCAGAUGGACGCUUUGUGAUCUCUGAUUCGCAUUUUAUCACCAACUACCCGUUCGCGACUGCAGUUCGCCUCUCCACAGGCUGCUCUGGAGUCCUGGUGUCUCCGAAACAUGUGCUGACGGCAGCACACUGCAUCCACGAUGGGAGUGACUACCUAGAGAGUGCCAGCAGGCUUAAAGUAGGAGUGCUGCAGCUCAAAACCAAAAAAAGAAGAGGGGGAAGGAGGAGAGGAGGGCGGCGGAGGGGUGGGAGGAGAGGAGAGGUGGAGACAGGUGAGGGGAAAGAAGAGCAGUUAAUGGAGGAAGGUGAGGAGCAGAAUAGUAUAGAUGGAGAUGUAGUGAGAGGAAGAAAUGGAGGCAAAGCUAGGAGACCCAGAGGAAGAAGAGAGAAAAGUCAUGUGUUGGCUGACGAUGGAAAUAUAGAUGAGUUUGAAAGAGGAAGGAAACGUAAGCGUCUCAGCCGUGUUCGGCGCGGUGUUGAACCCAGAAGGCAGCCGGUCUUCCGUUGGACGCGGGUUAAACAAACCCGAAUCCCUCAAGGAUGGAUCCAAGCCAAGAGCUCCACCAACUCAGUUUCGUCUGACUACAAUUACGCCCUUCUGGAGCUGAAACGACAAAUCAAACAAAAGUACAUGAGGCUCGGAGUGGCUCCCUCUGAUGCUCCCCUGGCACGGAUCCACUUCUCAGGCUAUGAUGCUGACAAAAGCCUGCUGGACGGGCGUGGAGACGAGAAGGUGGUUUAUCGUUUUUGCUCUGUGGCAAAGGAGUCUGACGAUUUGUUGUACCAGCACUGUGACGCGCAGUCCGGCGCGACAGGUGCAGGUGUUUACAUUCGUCUGAGACAGGAAGCGGGAGAUGUAGACAGGAAAGGGAAGUGGCAGAGGAGGGUGAUUGGGGUUUUCUCAGGCCAUCAGUUGGUGGAGGCGGACGGAGGUGAGCUGAGGGACUUUAAUGUUGCUGUGAGGAUCACUCCUCCCAAGUAUGCCCAGAUCUGUCACUGGAUCCACGGAGAUCCAAGUCUUUGUGAAGUGGUCUGAACUUACAGAGCAGUGGAUCUCCAAGAGAGUAAAUCCGUUGUCACUUUCUACUAGACUCAAAGAUCAGGGCUGCUGUGUAUAAAACAUCAAAGAACUGGUCUUAAGAUGGUCAAAGCUCUGACUUCUGAGUCGGAACAUUUUUGGUAAAAAAGUAGGACUUAGAUGCUUUGCUUAAAUGCUGACUGCAGUGAUUCCUAAUUGUUGUAAAACAAGACUUACAAUCAUGUCCUCCCUCCCAAAAUGCCCUCAAGCACUGAAACAGCCAAUAGAGAGGCCCCCAUGCAUAUCUUGUCACAUCAUUCACUGUAACCAACAUUAUAUGUUUCAGUAUAUUGCAACAUACAAGAAGAAAGCACAUAAAAGAUGUUUUUGUACAGUUAUAGUUACAAUAUCAAUAUGCAAUAUAUGGGAUAUUUUUCAUACAAAUCUUAAAUGAGCCCAAAAAGGAUACAGUAGUAGUAGGCGUUGACCUAAAAAUGAACUAUUGCUUAAAAGAGAGCAGAGCACUAACAUUGUAAAAUGAAAGCAAAAUGACCUUUUGGUCUUCUUAAAAAAUCUGAUGCCUUUAAACCAAAAUUUCACUCUGAGCAGCUUUAUACAUACCAGCCCGACCUGAUGUGAAACCAGCUCACCUCUUCAGUGUCAGGCCGUAUCAGCAAACCUUUAAUCCAUGACUGUUGCAAAUGUCCCUGAUUCUGGAUCUGCAACCUGUUCAGUCAUUUAUCACUUCAUUUAGAGACUGUGGAAAUCACAUAAUAUGAAUGACUCAAAAAUGGCAAAAAACAUGCAAAGUGUCUAAAUUUGAGUUGGUUUUUUGACAGAAUUUCAUUGUUACCUUUUCUAAAGACCACAAUUGUUUGUCUGUCUUUGAAACACUUAAUUUAUAUCACUGUAAUUAACUGAAACUGUAAUUAUGUAAAGGGAAAGACAAAAUAUUAUUAUGUUCUCACAUGUUGAACAGUGUAAACUUCUUGCUUGUUUGUUUUUGCAGUACUGGUGAUAGCCUGUUGGUCCUCAUUCACUACACUUCAAGAAAAAUCUGAGUGUACACACACCACACACACACACACACAUAUAUAUAUAUAUAUAUAUAUAUAUAUGUGUGUGUGUGUGUGUGUGUGUGUGUGUGUGUGUGUGUGUGUGUGUGUGUGUGUCAUAUUGUGUUGUAUUGUAAUUCUGCCUGUUAUUGACCUGGCCACACAUUUUCUUUUAACGCAAAUAAUUCAUGUUGAUAAAACAAGCUGACGAAAGCAGACCAGAGAUAAGUGAUGAGCCGAGAGGAUUGUUUGGAUCAGUGUAUUUGUCUUUUAUUGUAUCUCAUUUGGACUCACAUGCAGGUGGGGGUGAGGGAGGGAGGGCGAUGCCAUCGAUAAUAACCAAAAAAAAGAAAAAAAAAGAAAGAAAAAAAAAAACAUCACAGCCUUCAUAUGAAUACUUAGCAAA
Messenger RNA from Seriola aureovittata, 3136 nucleotides. Its product is annotated as serine protease 23-like. The transcript has 2 exons. NCBI's taxonomy places the organism in Eukaryota, Metazoa, Chordata, Actinopteri, Carangiformes, Carangidae. The record is from RefSeq and is a predicted model, not a curated record. Bases 245 to 1693 code for a protein of 482 amino acids. Gene Ontology annotation, molecular function: serine-type endopeptidase activity. Gene Ontology annotation, biological process: proteolysis.